UUUGCUUAAGUCUAAGAAUUUUUUUUAAUUUUUUAAAUACUCGUACUUUUAAAUAAUCUUACUAUUGGAAAGGGAACAACUUAAAAUUUACCUGUCUAAUAUAAUAUUUUGCAAUUAACUUAUACUUCAGUAUUAUAUAUAUUAGAUAGUAAUUAAAUAGUGGAUAUAAAGUUAUCGGUCAGGUCGCCAGUGGUGAUAUUAUAGUAAAAAGAAGCAAGUAAAAGAAGCAAUUUUGUCAACUACAAUCCAGUAGGGAUUUUCUUUAUAUAUUUGAACAGCCAACAUUUGAUAAUAAUUGUCAACGAUCAGGAUGCAUUCUUCUGUGAGAGGAAAUGACUGCACAGGACAUAGUAAAGAGAAAAUUCUAUUACCGGAUGUCGAUGUGAAAUGCGCUAUGGACAAUUCCAGCGUUUUGUUGGAUAUAUCCGCUCAAAGUACCUCACAAGUACAAAAAAAACUUCCAAGACAAUGUUCACAUCAUUUGUUAUCAAGUUUACAAGAAAGCAAUGCUGGAAGUAAAUAUCCAAUACAAGAUAAUCUUCAAUGUGACUUAAAGAAAAAGAGUCCAAGGACAUAUUGCAGUAAACAUCAUAUGAAUACGAUUCAAUCUCCUCCUACACUAGGCCUGGGGUUGAAAACUAUGCAAGAUAUACAAAACUCCAACCUUGCACCCCCAAAUGCUUCUGGGCACAAAGAUAAUCACAUAAAUAAGCGAACUACCCUUGAUGACUCACAGAUUGCACACAUGUUCGAUGGUAGCGUUAUUAAUCCACUUAUUGACUUACCAGAAAUUUUGUCAAAAGCAACAGAAAGAUCUGUCAAUUCUGGACCAAGAGCAAUGAGAGUUAUGCCCGAUGGUACUAUUCAAAAUAUGUUUAGCUGCGAUGUUGAUGUUGGCACAAUUUUAGAUAAUAUGGAAAGCAUUGCAAUGAAAAAGCAAAUAAAGACGAAAUAUUCCUGUAACAGUCUAGGUCAAAUGAAAUCAAAUAGAACACGUAGCUUGAAACCUUCUGAAUAUAUGCAUAAAUUACGUUCCAUAUCUAAUCGGGGCCCUAAAAUGUCACCAUAUCGGAUGUUACAAAAAGUACAGCAAAAAUAUAAACCAGUUCAGGAUGCCGGAACUCAAACACUUUUAUCAGAUUUGAGGCCAGUCAAACAGAAGAAUUGCGCAGUGCAAACUUCAAAAACACUGUUGCUUACUAGAGGCUGUCAAAAAUCUUUGGUACCCAUAGAAAGUAAGCACAAGUCUACAAACACAUCGCCAAUUCAUCAUAAGAAAACGGUUUCCAUAAGUUGUCAGGCAUCUAUUGAAAAACCCCUUGAGGAGCUCGUAAUUAACAAAAAAAAGGCCAAUAAGAGUAAAUCAACUCAGAAGAAUUUUGAUGACUAUCAAACUUUAAAUAUACCCAGUUUUGGAGCACUUAGCAAGGAGUGUAAGAAGUUAAAAAUUAAGCCCAAGUCUACUAAUAUAUAUACGCAAACUGAAAUAUCCCACCCUUAUUGUGAAAACAUUUUCAGUGAUUUUCGUGAUACUGAUAUGAAAAGUAACAUAUACACUGAUAAGAAAUAUUUCGAUGGUUUAAACUUUGUUUGUGAUGAUGACCAAAAUCAUACUCAAGACUCUAUUGCUGCCUCUGUGUACAAAGGGCAAUUUAAUUUAUAUAUUAUUAUAAGUAUUAUAUUUAUAAUCUGGGGUAUACUAUAUAUGUUUGGUUCAUUUUCAAUGAAUGUCUAUAUCAAACAUUUUGCAGAACAUCUCCAAGAGUGGUAUUUUCAAGCUACAGAAAAUCCAGUAACAAAAUUCGAGUUAAUAUUUGCUUAUAUAUGGAAGUUAGUUUCUUAGCAGAAGAGACAAUGGAGACUUUCAGUAUUUUUAUAUUUUGUUUAAUAUAUUAUUCUUCACAUAU
This is a messenger RNA of Teleopsis dalmanni, 1907 nucleotides long. RefSeq lists its product as uncharacterized. Lineage: Eukaryota; Metazoa; Arthropoda; Insecta; Diptera; Diopsidae. Bases 311 to 1843 code for a protein of 510 amino acids. The transcript has 16 exons. The record is from RefSeq and is a predicted model, not a curated record.